CCUGCAGAGAAGCAAUAUCCAUAACAAGCAGCCAAGACCAGCCUUUAUCGUUGCUUGUCUUGUUUCUUGAUCCAUAGUCUCUUGUCGUCCGAGGUGGCUCCGCUCGCCAAGUACAGGAACGCGCAACACCACCACUCCUCCCUCUCCCACCUCUUCACUUCUAUCUUCUCUGCAUCUGGGCGACAGUAUCCUUAUUUCCUCUACUUCCUCGCCCGUUUUCACUCUCCUCUUGGGACUACUCAUUUUCGUGUCGCCCGGGAACAUUGUGAAGCUGCUCACCUGUCGUCACCGGCUUGUACCUUGUCUCCAUCGCAUGCUACCCCACGCUGGGUUGGCCCCCUCUACCUUGACGUUCACGAUCGCGAAGUCCCGAGAUGGCUGCUGCUACGUUGAUUGCGCCGCGCUACAGCGCCGAUGAUUUUGAGACUGGCUCUAUACGAUCUGUAGCCCCCUCCUACGUCUCCGAGGCACCCUCAUACCACUCCAGCACGUCGUACCACCAACACGAGCCUGUGCCAGCGUACACACCUCGCGAACCUCGCACAUGCACCACGACGACGACCACUACCACCAGCAACAGCAACAACCACAACCGCAACCACAACCGCACGACUUCCUCGUCGUCCCCGUCGAACCAGCCCGCGCCAUACGGUCUGCCACCUGUCACCAGCACCCCUCGAGUUGGUCUUCCUAGCAUCCACAGCUUUCGCAUCCCAAAAUGGUCGACCAACAACGCUACAUCAUCGCGCCAGCUUCACUCUGUCGUCGAACGUCGCGUGAAUGCCAGCCUAGAAGCGUCUAGCGCGGCGGCGGCAACGGCAGCCGCUGCGCAUCGUAGGAACCUAUUAGCCGCGCACGGCGCGUCGUCUCCUGGACCGGUUUCGAGGCCCUUGGAGGACCCGUACUUGGUUGGAGAGGAAGCGGCCUCGAGGGCGAAGCAGGAAAGGCUCGCUCGAGAGAGGGCCGGGGACGAUGUCCUCGUUCGCGAGGACCAGCAUUGGGACUGGCUCCUGGCACAGAUGAAGACCUGGGACGAGCGUGAGCGGAGCUGGGCUCGGUUCCGCCGCGAGAUGGAGAAUGGCCACCGUCCAAAGUUGCUUCAUCGCAUCGGGGGUCGCAUUUGAACUGGCCGGAUUAGUGGGGUGGCGGCAUCAUCUUCCCUUUGUCUCGCAUUUGGACGCACCACGCACAGUAGGUACUCAGGCGUCAGUUUGGAGUUUGGAGGGCAUUUGUUUCGGAAUUCAAGUGUUGAUACGUAGCCUGCCAGAUAAGCAUAGUUCGAUACGGUUGUUUCCAUUCGCCCGCUACUGCCCUCGUUUCGGACUUUGCUGUUGGAAAUAGCUAGCAAAUUACACAAAAGAAUCGACUGGUAUACAAGUAGCCGAGUAUCCUAGGUGAAACGUCAAGCUUUUGCCAGAAAAAGAAAUACAAACUCCUGCUUCUCGCAUUGAGCUUAACUGCGCAAGGCCUUUCCCACAUCUCUAGCCGUCAGGCCUGGGGAUAGAUAUACACGUUUCCGAACGCCAUGCCCAUGCACGUCUUGACACAUGUCGCUUG
Molecule: messenger RNA, 1557 nt
Organism: Emericellopsis atlantica
Lineage: Eukaryota; Fungi; Ascomycota; Sordariomycetes; Hypocreales; Bionectriaceae
Exons: 3
Coding region: 375-1124 (249 amino acids)
Source: RefSeq, a predicted model, not a curated record